This is a messenger RNA of Caretta caretta (loggerhead turtle), 5619 nucleotides long. NCBI's taxonomy places the organism in Eukaryota, Metazoa, Chordata, Testudines, Cheloniidae. The record is from RefSeq and is a predicted model, not a curated record.
AGCCCCUUACCAGAGGGGAACCAGCCUGCCCCACAAUGCCCAAUUCACUCCAUUUUCUCCUUACUAGAGCAGGGAGGAAGGGGCCGCCAAGGCUCCUGGGAAUUGUAGUUUUUUGGGAGGCUACUGCCCUUAGUAGCCUUGAGGGUUUGUUCAUAGCCUGACUGGCCCUGCCUCUGGAUCUGCAGAAGGCCAGGGGCUGCUGGGGCUAAGCUGAGCUGGGACCAUGCCAGCGGAGGUGUGGGGGGUUCCUGGGUUUUGAGGCUCCAUGGUCGCUCUAGAAUUUACUCGGCUCCUGCCGGUUUCACAGGGGCACUCAGCCUAGGGUUCAGCCCCAAAGGCUGGCCUCUCACAAGGAAAAGAAGCAGGCGAGUGGCAAGUGAAGGAUGAGUUUGUGGCUAAGGCACUGGGCUGGGAGCCGGGAGAGAGGGGUUGAGAUCCCAACUCUGCCUCAGAUUCCCCUUGUGACCUGGGGCGGAGGUCAAAUCACUUUGUCUGAGUCUCUGUUCCCUGUUUGUAGAAGUAGAACCCUGCCUUUCUCCCACGCUUUGCUGUUUUAUCUUUGUAGGGCUUAUGUACACAUGAAAGUUAUUCCAGAAUAAGGCAGGAUGUGAACUGAAAAUGGAAUCGCUAGUUUGGAAUAGCUCCCUGUGUGGAUGUUCUUAUUCUGGAAUCAGUGCCUUUUUCUGGUUUAUCUUAAUCCACUUCUAAAGUGGAUUAAACUAAUUUGGAGACAGGCACUCUUACUCCGGAAUUGCUCAUGGACAGAUGAGCCCUGAGAUCUAUAAAGCCUCUGAGGCAGGAACUGUCUCUUGUUUGUACAGCACCCAGCACAAAUGGAGAGCCUCUAGGCAUUACCAUGAUACCAAUAAUGAAUAAACAAUCAGAUUCUGGACUGGAGUUCCUUGUUUCCUUCUUUGUCAGCCUUGUUUGACGUUUAUGGGCCAGGAAGGCCAUGUUAUUUUUUCCAUUUUAUAUUACAAAUUGCAGCUUGGGGGAGCAAAACCUCCUUUGUCUACAGUGAAUUCUGGACCAGGACCCCAGGGUGCUAGGGACUGUACAAACACAGAACAAACAGAUGGUCUCUGCCCGCAAAGAGCUUCCAAUCUAAAUAAUUAUUCUGUUCUCAUUUACUUGCCCUGCCAGAUUUCACAGGGUUAAUAGAUACCAGGGCCGGGGGGUUGAUGGUGCUGCUGUUCAUGUUCGGUACAAAAGCAGGCUAGACUGAAUGCAGAGCCCUGAAAAGCAGUGGCCGUGCUCCAAAGAGCAGCUUACAGCCAGCAGAGUCCUGACAAGCCGGCAGGGGUCAGUGUGGCCACGUGGAGUUCAGCUAACCGCUGCCUCUGUAAAUUUGCAGCAAACUGUGUACAGACUCUAGCCCCCACGGACUCGAUGGCACCAAACCCUCAGGCUGCACACACACACGAAACGUGCUCUUCAUCAGAAAAUAUUGGAAGGCUUUGUCUGCUUUUAAAAACAUCGGGUUGGGAGGGGGUUGUGUGCACUCAGGCAAUCUGUGACUAAUAGAGGGGGGUUUGCUGGGAGUAAAUUGAAGGGUUUUUAAGUCCUGUGCUCACACUUGAAGAGGCACUGCAGUCUGGAGGAUAGGGCACUGGACUGGGACUCACGUGACCUGGGUUCUAAUUCCAGCUCUGACACUGACUUUGUAACCACAGGCCAGUCGCUUCACCCCUCUGUUUCUCCUUCAGACCUUUGUCUGCCUGGUCUCUUUUGAUUGGGAGCUCCCUGGGGCUGUCCCUUACUGUAAGUCUGUACAGGGCCUAUUGUGCUAGGUUCCAUAUUCACACACAGCAAGAGAGUCAGUUGUUCACUCACUUUCUCAGAGGACUAUUUGUCCCAAGAGAAAUUCUCAACAGAUGGCUCUGUUCAUUUAAGACACAAUCACAGAGAUGCCAUUAGUUAUGUCCAUGUAACACAAGGAGAUGUACAAUCCCUGAACACAGGCUACAGCUGUUCUCUGAGCACAGAGCAGGGAACCAGGAGUUCCUGAAUUCUCAUCCUCACUCUGCUGCUAAAUCCCUCUGGGACUUUGGCCAAGUCAUUUUCUCCUGUUCCGUGCCUCAGUUUCCCCUUUCCAAAAAUUAGGUAGAACAUUGACUGACUUUCCAAGACUGUUCUCAGGAGUCACAUCAUACUUUAUAGUUAUGAAAUGCCAAGUAUGAGCCAAGCCUCAGCCAGAUCCAUAGGUCCGAACAAACACUUCCCGACUUCAGGGGACUGUGAAUUUCUCUUUGGACUGUGUCAUGUGGGUCCAGCUCUGAUAUUAUCUGAAGGAGGCAGAUAAUAUAAUAUGUGCUGUGUCUAAGAGCCACCCAGCACCCUGGCUGUCCGCCGAAGGAGCAGGAGAAUGAGGAAGAAAAGAAACUUUUCUCCUGAAGUGGAAAUUGUGGUGAAAGGGAGAAACGUGAGCAGGGGGGAUUGUGCAGCUGGCCAGGGCAGACAAGGUGGGUUAAAGGAGCAGCUGGCUUGAGUAAGUAGACUUGGGGAUAGUGGGUGGAAAGGGUGGCAAAGGAGCAUUGUAUGAAUUAUGCUAGACAUGCAAAGUUUCUGGCACUGUCCUCUGAAGCGUCCAGCGGUGGCCUAUGCUAGACCAGAUCGAAACCGGAUCUGGUACAGUCUGGUGACUCCUGUGUUCCUAGACCCCACAAGGACUUUUCAGCACCAUGGCAAAUAUGCUUUGCAAGGUUGCUUUCUGCCCCUCCCGCUAAGAGAUCUCAGUCCAUUUCCUCUUGGGUCACAUUCAGAUCCCAGGGAGCCUUGAUACCCUGUGUAAUAGAGUCAAGACACUGCUGUUCGGUCGCCCAUGUGAGGAGGUGGGAAGUGGGUGCUGCUACUCUGGGGCUAGGACCUGUGGGGGAACGUGGCAGGUGGCUAGUUGGUUGCGGUGUCUGGAGAUGCCGUUCCCUUCUCGUGCUCAGUAUGUAGGUGUCAUUCCAGAUUCCGGGACUGGGCGCGGAUUCUGCUGCGACCUCUGCAGUUCUCCUUACAUGGUCGACCCCGGCCGCAGAGGCAACCAGCUGAAGACCUCAAGCUCUCUGCCUUCUCCGCGCCACAAGCGGGAUCCCAGGACAGGCCAGGAGGAGAGCCAGCGGAGGUCCCUAGCCUUCGAGGACUUUGUCCUGAAGAACCGGAGGGUGUUGCGUGAAGAGCUGAAACUAUGCGAGAGAGUCACGCAAAGGAUUCUGGGAUACUCCAACAACUUCCUGCAUAAGAAGCUCCAAACUAGCAGCCAGAAGCCCGCCAGAGCUGAGCGGAAGAAGGGGAAAGGAGCUCCGGGGCUCCUCAAGCCCAUUGCAGAACUUGGCGAAGAGGAGUGCUGUGCGGACAACUUCACAGUGAUGGCCCACACCUACGGCCGGCUGCUGCAGCACUGGAGGGAUCGAGCAUUAAUGGGCCAGUCAGAGGCCCACCGAGUCCUAGCUGAAAUGCUAACACCCUCAGGGGGCUGUAGGUGUAACUGUUACUACUUCAGAUCCUGGGUGACCGGUUCCAGCCCGAGCACCGUUAGCAAGGUUAACGAGCAGAUGAAGAGGCUGGGGGGAGAUAGGGAGCCCCCUCCCCACAAACUCAAGCAGUGGAGGAAGGAGAACCCCAAGCCGAACAAGAAGGGUUCUGAUGCUGGGGAGAGAGCGCAACCCAGUCAGGCACCAUCGCUGGCUUCCCCCUCCACAGCUGGUUCUCAGGAGCUGCCUUCAGCCUCUGUCCAUGGGCCAGCCUCAGCUGGCGAGCCUCCUACCUCUGGAACUGGCUCUGGACCCCUGCCCCCCCGCCGCAGGCCAUGCUUGUCUCUAGCAUUGUCUCAGCACCGCCCGGCCCUGGGGGAGAUAUCACCUUGUACCAGAAGGCCAACUGACACGUUCUCUCCUGCUCCAAAAGCUGCAUCAGCUUCUCUCACCCUCUCCAGCCCCCUGCCGCACAGAGCCAGACUGACUGACAUCUUCUCUCCCCCCCUAAGACUGAGCAGCAGCAUCCACAGGGACUUGGCUACCCGAGGGAUCCGGCCCACCCUGCGCAGCCUUCACCCCCGGCCCAGUCUCUUGCUCGCUCUCAGCUUCUUGGUCCGGACUCCGGGAUGUGUCCACCCCAUCAGUAGAUGCAGGGAGCAGAGGAACUAUGGAAAGGCCAAGAGCUGCAGCCUCCUUUGAUCCUGAUGGGGGCAAGCAACGGUGCUGUUCCAGGAUCCGUUAACGCAGGAGGCCAGUUUCUUGGUGCUGUGAGGGGCCCACUGCCCACCCGAGAACCGAGGCUCCCAUCCCAGCUGGCAGGAGGUGUCAAGACCUGACGGCCGCUUGCCCUCCCCAGCAGCCUCCAUCCUCCUCGUUAGCAGCGCACGGGGUUGCCCCAGUGCUCCCGGGGGCUGGAGCGUGGGUCGCAGAACGCAGUUUGCCAGCUCAGCUGCGGGGGCUGCUCUCAGCUCCACAGGCGAAUGCCGCCUGCUUCCUAGUGAAAGCUGAAGGACAGCACGCGUGUGGGGAGGCUAAGAUCACUGUUCACCUCAGCUGGCCACUGACUUUAUGCUGCCCUGGGUAGGGCCAACAAUGUCCAGCCCUGACCGCACUGGCACGUAGGGGGUUCCCUACUAUUCAGCAGCCUCUGGUUAUUGAUAUGGUCUCACUACCAGCAAGCAAAUCCAGAGCGUCUGGCCCACAGAGGGGAGCGUCCAAUGGCUGACCUAAAGCUAGUGUGAGCAGGCAGCUGUGAAGAGUCAAACAGCCGUGCUGGGCCGGGGGAUCUGUGGCCACCCUUGCAAGUCCUGUCUCCCUGGAGAGGAUUCAAAGGCUAUCGCUUCAGGUAGGGGUCAGAAUUCUAACUGGCGUGGCUCUUGACUUCUGAAACCGAGUCCGCCGGCUGCAUGCCCGAAGGGAGAGAGGCCGGGGCCCUGGAGCAGGUGUGUGUGAAAGCAGUUCAAUGUAUGACCAACCUGAGCCUUUGUACCUGGACAGAAGUGUGCACAGCUUGGGUGGGGACUUGGCUCUCGGUCCCUUAAGGGAGGACUGAAUUGCACGGGGUGAGAGAGGCCUCCUUUGGGGGAGUGGGCUGUCCCAUCGCAGCUUGCCUUCUGUGACUGCUCUGUAGGACAGACAGUUCAAGCAAUUGUUUGGAGACAGAAACCAGUCAUGGGCCUGUCCUCAUUGGCUGGGAGAGCUAGUUACUGUUCCCCAAGAGCCCUGCAGCAGGGGCUGUUUGUUUGCAUUGAUGGCCCAAUGCUUUGAUUGAGACCCGGGAACUUUAGCAUGUGCCUUUCCCCAGGCAGGGCUUUGCUUGCACUGCUGGUGGAGUUCUCCGAAAAAAAAAAAACACCCAGAGGCCUUGGUUCCUGCCUUCUCUCCUGGGCUGGGAGUCCUCAGCCCAGACAAGGGGCUGCUGUGUUCUGGUGAAGCAGUAGAAAGUUACUCUUGGCCUGGAAGUUUGGACCACAAAUGUUUAUUAAGCACAACCCCUCCCCCCUCCCAAGCCCUAUGUAUUUCUAUAUAUUAAUUCAUUUGGCAGAUUAUUAUUUUUUAAGGAAAAAACAAGUACCUGGUGGGUUAAAAUUCCCUCUUAAAAUGACAUUAGCAAAUGCACACGUAAAAAAUAAAUAAGCUCAUACAUUCAAGUAUA